GCUAAACGUCUAUGGCUGAGGAAAGCUCGAAGGAAGCGGCUAAAGUUAUCCUUCGCGCAACGACUAAGGCGACAGGCAACAAGCUCGUGCAAUCUCGUGCAACGCAUUCACACUUAGUAAAAAGCUAGUAUACAUAAUACUUUUCAAAGUGUACAAGCGCAUAAUUCCAUCCGCCAUAUAGUUACCAUGCGUCAACCAUCUAGUACGCGACGCAAGCAAGGGGCUCUCAUUGAGUGGCAAGAUGUCAACUUCACUGUUCUUGACCGGGCAACCGGACAGCAAAAGCGAAUCCUCUCGGAUAUGACCGGCUUGGCACAGCCAGGACGACUGCUGAGCAUUAUGGGUCCAUCAGGCGCUGGGAAAUCGACGCUGCUGGACGUGCUCGCAUGCAACCUCGCCGCCAGCCGCGGCUGCUCCACAGAGGGACGCAUCCUGGUGGAUGGUGACCAACGGGACACCCGCGCCUUCCGCCGCAUUAGCUGCUACGUACAGCAGAAGGACGUACUGCUUUCCAGCGCAACGGUACGGGAGGUGGUGCUGACGUCAGCGCUGCUGAAGCUGCCUCGUACGGUGUCCCUGGAGACCAAGCGGGAGCUUGUUGAAGCAACACUGAAGGAGCUGGACCUGGUCUCCUGCGCCAACACGCUGAUUGGCGACGAGACCAUCGGGCUCAAGGGCAUCAGCGGCGGCCAGAAGCGGCGAGUGAGUGUGGGCAUCGAGCUGGUCAAGGACCCCCGGGUGUUGUUCCUGGACGAGCCCAGCAGCGGCCUGGACAGCGAGAUGGCGCUCAGCGUGAUGACAUCACUCGUACGGCUGGCGCGCAAGGGCCGUACAGUGGUGUGCACCAUCCACCAGCCCAACUCCGACAUCACCGACUGCUUCGAUGACUUCCUGCUGCUGGCGGGCGGCAGGACGGUGUACGGCGGCCUGUGGACGGGCGCGGUGGACUUCUUCGCACGCAACGGGUUCAGCUGCCCCUCCUUCAAGAACCCCACCGACUAUUUCAUGGCGAUCGUCACCCGCGAGGAGGCGGCGGUGGAAACCCUGGCGGACGCGUACACCAAGGCGCGAGGGGCGCUGCUG
Molecule: messenger RNA, 1083 nt
Organism: Astrephomene gubernaculifera
Lineage: Eukaryota; Viridiplantae; Chlorophyta; Chlorophyceae; Chlamydomonadales; Astrephomenaceae
Source: the annotation of a GenBank genome assembly